Octopus bimaculoides (California two-spot octopus) is the source of this 2172-nucleotide messenger RNA. Its product is annotated as cardioacceleratory peptide receptor. Gene Ontology annotation, biological process: G protein-coupled receptor signaling pathway. Gene Ontology annotation, cellular component: membrane. Gene Ontology annotation, molecular function: vasopressin receptor activity; neuropeptide receptor activity. Lineage: Eukaryota; Metazoa; Mollusca; Cephalopoda; Octopoda; Octopodidae. The record is from RefSeq and is a predicted model, not a curated record.
AACCAAGCAUGAAGAUUUAUUCCGAAGCGAAUUUGUUGAACAAUAAGCUGAUUUGGAAUCUGUCUGAUCAAACAUCAACAGAGAUUACAACAAUCAACAUCGAUUAUACUUUGGAUUUAUUCGAACUCACAAACAAUACGUUACUGGAAGAGGGAAAUAAAAAUAUGUAUUUCUAUAAGGUUGAGCAGUUGACUUUUCUAUGGAUUCUGUUAAUACUGAUUGUGGUCUGUAACUGCUUCGUUCUGAGAGUGGUGCUGCCAGCUCGACUUCGCGGUAGUUCUAGAAUGAAUUUUUUUGUGAUGCACCUGGCCAUUGCAGAUUUAUCUAACGGCUUGAUAUGCGUGUUACCUGAUAUCAUAUGGAAGAUGACAUUAUCAUGGUAUGCCGGCAAUGUCAUGUGCAAAGUGGUCAAGUUUUUCCAGGAAGUCGUCGUAUUUGCAUCAACUUAUGUCUUAGUUUCCCUCAGUCUCGACCGACUUGAUGCCAUUGCCAGACCCCUACGGUUUACCGGUAGUGGUACGAGAUCUCGAAUCUUGGUGGCGUCAGCAUGGGGCUGUGCCAUCAUCUUCUCGUGUCCGUCGUUAUUUCUGUUCAAAGAAACCACCAAUCCAUUGGACGAAUCCAUAAAAUUGUGUUACUUGGAUCUAACUGAACAGUGGCACUGGAUGGUCUAUAUCACAUUGCUAGCAGUGGCCUUGUUUAUCAUACCGACCAUAAUAAUUAUUAUAUGUUACACCACCAUUAUCUAUGUCAUAUGGAACAAUGGUAAAAUGCUACUUGGUAUGGAAGGCAGUAAUGCUAGCGAUCAUUCACAGAAAAGAUGGAAGCAUCAAACGAAAACAGGCUCAAAGCACAGUCAAACAACUUCCAACAACAGCAGCAGUAGUUCCAGUUCCAGAGGUGUUAUCCCCAAAGCUAAAAUCAAAACAAUUAAAAUGACAUUCCUUAUUGUACUUGCCUUCAUCACAUGUUGGUCUCCCUACAUGAUAUUCUGUCUGCUACAAGUCUAUGGAAUGAUUCCCAACACACAUACCAUGCUGGCCGUCGCCACAUUCUUCCAGAGCUUGGCACCACUGAAUAGUGUUGCCAAUCCCAUUAUAUAUGGUAUCUUCAAUUUAUGUGAUUGUAAGAAUACAAGAAAUGCUGCUUGUUGCAGUGAAAUGAUUUGUAAAUGCUUCUAUGACAGAAGAGCUAGAAAAACCACAACUUUCAGAUCUGUAACAUCUGGAUACACCACAGUCGUUGAAACAAACUUCACUCACAGAGAACAUUUGGAGCAGACAGCAUCAAGGCGAGACUCUGGAGUGCCGUAUGUGAAAAGUGCCAUCAGUGACACAGAGCGGAAGAUCCUUCUUCGAAAUCUCAACACAAUCGCGCCUGAGAAAAUAAAAAACAGAAAAAACAUCCGUGAAUCAAAAAUAUAAACUGAACUCUAAUGAAACUCGACAUAAGUAAAUUGGGUCGAGGUGAAUUUUGCCGAAGAAAGUUGAGUUGGGCUGAAUUAAGUCGAAUUAAGAUAAGUUGAUCUGUGAUGAGUUGAGCUGUGGUGAAUUUAGAUAACACAGAUUGAACUGAGACAAAUUGAGCAGAGAGAUAUCUAACUGUGAUGAGGUGAGUUGGCAUACGUUUGGUUGACAGAAUCUUCGCAAAGUUGGAAAGAAAUGAGUUAAACGCAGAAUCUGGUCGAAAGUAAAAAUCAGAAGAUAUGCAGGCAGAUCUCUAAUCCAUCUUCUCUUACAUCUACAUACAUCUCAUUUUUUUUUUUAAUUUCCAGUUGAAUUCAUGGAGCUGUUAACAAUGGCUAGCCAACCAUUUCUCGUAACUCUCCUUGUAAAUUAAGUUAUUUGCGGUUAAGCUAAUGUAACCUCAACCAAAACUGUAUUGCUAACGUUUGUUGCUAAAUAUACCAGACUUGUCACCACAUGAUAAAAACAAACAAACAAACAAACAAACAAACAAACAAAUCUAUUUUAAAAUGUGAGAGAGUGUGACAUGUGGAGGUUUAAAUAAAUUUGGUUUAAAAAAAGAGAGAAGAGGUUCAGUCCAAGAUCCUUUCUCGGGUAACAGGGGAAAGAAAGGUCCAUGUAUUUUGUGGCUGAAGUGUAACUAGAAACGGAACUCUUCUAUGCCUUCCUCUCUGUCUGUCUGUCUGUCUAUCUGUCUGUCUGUCUC